Molecule: messenger RNA, 6234 nt
Organism: Neoarius graeffei (lesser salmon catfish)
Lineage: Eukaryota; Metazoa; Chordata; Actinopteri; Siluriformes; Ariidae
Gene: col11a2
Product: collagen, type XI, alpha 2
Exons: 63
Coding region: 197-5158 (1653 amino acids)
Molecular function (GO): heparin binding; extracellular matrix structural constituent
Source: RefSeq, a predicted model, not a curated record
GGAGUAAAGUAAGAAGUGAAAGAGAGACUGGAGGAGAGAAAGUGUGAUUCCAAGUCUCUCUCUGCUCUCUCCGCAACUCCUCACUCACUCCUCCUGACUCAAUGGGUCCUUAGCGUCAAAUUUAUUAACCAAGUUCACGUUUACUAUUUAAGUUUGAUGCAAAAGUUUAAAAAAGUCUCACCAAAUCUUGGAAAUUAUGGAUAUUCGGAUGAAACGAAGACCGUGGAGCCAAGACCCUUUAGCCCUCCUGCUAACUGUUGCGUUCGUCCUGUGCCUAAUUCUCCGGGCACAAGCAGAGCCAGUUGAUGUUUUGCGGGUUGUCCAGCUUCCCUCCCUCCCUGAAGGUGUACAGAAGGUUCCAGGCUUUUGUGUCUCGCAGAACGCUGGUACUGAUCAUGCCUACCGCAUCAGUAAGAAGGCCCAAAUCUCUGCUCCAACCAAGCAACUCUUCCCAGGUCAUUUCCCAGAGAACUUCUCCAUCAUGACCACAGUGAAGGCCAAGGCCGGGCUUCAAGCCUUCCUGUUGUCCAUCUACAGUGAACAAGGGGUGCAGCAGUUGGGGCUGGAGCUGGGCCGAUCACCCGUCUUCCUGUACGAGGACCAGAACCGCAAGCCUACCCCAGAGAACUACCCGUUAUUCAAAGGCAUCAACCUGGCUGAUGGCAAGUGGCACCGCAUUGCCAUCUCUGUGCAGAAGAAAAAUGUAACUCUUCUCCUUGACUGCAAGAAACAAAUGACGAGACCACUUCCUAGAAGUAACAAACCAGUGGUGGAUAACAAGGGCAUCACUGUUUUUGGUACUCGUCUGUUGGAUCAUGAGGUUUUCCAGGGUGACAUCCAGCAGCUGUUGAUUGCCUCCAACCCUCAAGCAGCUUAUGACUUCUGUGAGCAUUACAGUCCCAACUGUAAUUCUCCUCUGCCCAGGAUUCAGGCCCAGGAUCCCAACACUUUUGCUACUCCGAAAGCCCAGAAGGGAGAGAAAGGAGAACCUGCUGUCCUUGACUCUGGCAUGUUGAUUGAGGGACCACCAGGACCAGAAGGGCCGACAGGUCUUCCUGGCCCUUCAGGGCCUCCAGGACUGCCAGGCUCCAUGGGUGAUCCAGGUGAAAGGGGUCCACCUGGGAAAGCAGGUCUGCCUGGAGCUGAUGGGGUCCCUGGAUCUCCAGGGUCAUCAAUCAUGCUUCCAUUCCGUCUUGGACAAAGUGGUGGGGAUAAAGGUCCCAUUGUCUCAGCACAGGAGGCCCAGGCUCAGGCCAUUCUGUCUCAUGCUCGGUCAGCUUUGAUGGGUCCACCUGGCCCAAUGGGUUUCACUGGCCGCCCUGGAGCCCUGGGCCCUUCUGGCAGACAUGGUGUGAAGGGAGAGACUGGAGAUCCUGGUCCACAGGGUCUCAGAGGUCCUCAGGGGGUACCUGGUCCUCCUGGUAAAGCUGGUAGAAGAGGCCGACCUGGUGCUGAUGGUGCUCGUGGAAUGCCAGGAGAGCAUGGACCUAAGGGAGAUCGUGGUUUUGAUGGCUUGCCUGGUCUGCCUGGAGACAAAGGUCAUCGGGGAAAUCCUGGAGGAAUGGGACCACCAGGAUCCCAAGGGGAAGAUGGAGAGAGAGGAGACGUUGGGGAUGUUGGGCCCAGAGGACUCCCAGGUGAACCAGGACCUCGUGGGUUGCUGGGACCGAAGGGUCCCUCAGGAAUCCCUGGACCUCCAGGUGUGCGUGGAAAUGAUGGACCUCAUGGGCCAAAAGGAAACUUGGGACCUCAAGGAGAGCCAGGACCUCCAGGCCAGCAGGGGACUCCAGGAACACAGGGAAUGCCUGGUCCUCAGGGUGCUAUUGGUCCCCCAGGAGAGAAGGGACCUACAGGAAAGCCAGGUCUGCCAGGCAUGCCUGGAGCUGAUGGUCCCCCUGGUCACCCAGGAAAAGAAGGUCCAGGUGGAACAAAAGGAAAUCAGGGGCCUAGUGGUCCUCAGGGUGCUAUUGGCUAUCCUGGUCCUCGUGGAGUUAAGGGGAUUCAAGGUAUCCGUGGACUGAAGGGUCAUAAGGGAGAAAAGGGAGAAGAUGGUUUUCCUGGAAUCAAGGGAGAUUUUGGUCCAAAAGGAGAAAGGGGAGAGGUAGGAGUUCCAGGCCUCAGAGGGGACGAUGGGCCUGAGGGUCCUAAAGGGCGCAUUGGUUCCCCUGGGGAGAUUGGACCACUUGGCCUGGUUGGAGAGAAAGGUAAACUUGGCGUACCUGGUCUGCCUGGAUAUCCUGGGAGACAAGGACCGAAGGGCUCACUUGGUUUCCCAGGAUUCCCUGGUGCAAAUGGAGAGAAAGGUGCAAGGGGUCUAAUUGGAAAACCAGGACCAAGAGGACUGAGAGGACCAACAGGUCCCAGAGGACAGAGAGGACCUCGUGGGUCUACUGGAAAACCGGGGGCUAAGGGUUCAUCUGGUAGUGACGGUCCUCCUGGACCACCAGGCGAGAGGGGAUUACCUGGAACUCAAGGAGUAAAUGGAUUCCCAGGACCAAAAGGACCUCCUGGACCCCCAGGGAAAGAUGGACUGCCUGGACACCCUGGACAGAGAGGAGAAGUUGGGUUCCAAGGAAAGUCUGGGCCUCCUGGGCCACCUGGAGUUGUUGGACCUCAGGGUCCUUCUGGAGAGACAGGGCAAUUGGGAGAGCGGGGCCACACUGGACCCCCUGGACCACCAGGUGAGCAAGGCCUUCCUGGCCCUUCAGGUAAGGAAGGAACCAAAGGAGAUCCCGGUCCUCCUGGUGGCCCAGGAAAAAAUGGACCUCCUGGAUUGAGAGGCUUCCCUGGAGAGAGAGGACUUCCUGGAACACCAGGCGGUGUUGGGCUAAAAGGAAAUGAAGGCCCGGCAGGACCUCCUGGACCAGCUGGAUCCCCAGGUGAGAGAGGCUCUGCAGGCACAGCAGGCCCCAUUGGCCCCCCUGGAAGACCUGGACCUCAGGGACCCCCUGGAGCUGCAGGAGAGAAAGGAGUGCCUGGAGAGAAAGGCCCAGUUGGCCCACCUGGUCGUGAUGGCAUUCAAGGCCCAGUUGGGCUUCCAGGUCCUGCUGGUCCUUCUGGUGUUCCAGGAGAGGAUGGUGACAAAGGUGAGGUUGGAGAGCAUGGGCAUAAGGGUGCAAAGGGAGCCAAGGGAGAACAAGGUCCUCCUGGUCCACCUGGGUCAAUGGGUCCUGUUGGACAGCCUGGUGCUCCUGGAGCUGAUGGUGAAACAGGUGCUAGAGGUCAGCAGGGUGCAUUCGGUGCUAAAGGAGAUGAAGGAACAAGAGGAUUUCCUGGUCCUCCAGGCCCUAUUGGGCUACAGGGCUUGCCAGGUUCCGCAGGAGAGAAGGGUGAAACAGGAGAUGUUGGACCACUGGGUCCUCCUGGACCUCCCGGGCCCCGUGGCCCAGCAGGUCCUAAUGGUGCUGAUGGUCCUCAAGGUCCCCCUGGUGGUUUGGGUAACCCAGGUCCACCUGGAGAGAAGGGUGAACCUGGUGAAUCUGGACCAGCUGGUAUUGGUGGAGAGCCAGGAAAGAAGGGCCCAAGAGGAGAGCAUGGUGAGAAAGGUGAGGCUGGACAACCAGGUAUGCCUGGUCCUCCAGGUGGAAAGGGACCCACUGGAGAUGAUGGACCUAAAGGAAACCCUGGUCCUGUCGGUUUCCCUGGUGAUCCUGGUCCUCCUGGAGAAGUUGGGCAUAGAGGCCAAGAUGGAGCAAAGGGAGACAGAGGAGAGGAUGGUGAACAAGGAGAGGCAGGUUCACCAGGACCUCCUGGUGUAAAUGGACCACCUGGGCCUACAGGAAAAAGAGGGCCACCAGGUGCAAGAGGACCUGAAGGCCGUGAAGGAGAGAAGGGAAUCAAGGGAAGUCCAGGAGCUGUUGGGGCCCCAGGAAAAACAGGCCCUGUUGGGUCACAAGGACCUCCUGGAAAGCCAGGAACAGAGGGUCUGAGAGGACUGCCCGGUUCAGUGGGAGAACAAGGUGCUCCUGGACGUCCGGGUGAGAAAGGACCUUCUGGGCCCAUAGGUCCUUUAGGUUUGCCAGGCCUGCGUGGUGACUUUGGUGCUAAGGGUGAAAAGGGACAUUCAGGUAUGAUUGGUCUGAUCGGACCUCCAGGUGAACAGGGAGAAAAGGGAGACAGAGGACUGCCUGGCCCUCAAGGAUCUUCUGGGUCAAAGGGAGAAACUGGUGUUUCUGGUGGAACUGGCCCUCUGGGCCCUGCUGGUCCUCCUGGUUUGCCUGGCCAGAGGGGUGUUAAGGGAGCAAAAGGUGCUAUGGGUGGAGCUGGUCCCAAAGGAGAGAAAGGUGUACAAGGGCUUCCAGGACCCCCUGGACCUCCUGGUGAUGUUAUUCAGCCCCUGCCCUUUACAGUCCCGAAAAAGUCCAAGCGUUCCAUUGAUGCCAGUAAGAUUCUCUCUCAGAAUGAUGAGGCUUCCCCAGCCGAUGCCACGGGUACUGGAUUUCUGACCGGUAAUGAAGACAUGGGGGAGAUUUUGGGCUCUCUGACCUCCCUUCAUGUCGAGAUUGAAAACAUGCGUUUCCCACUUGGAACAAAGAAAAGCCCAGCCCGCACAUGCAAUGACCUCCAUCUCAGUCAAUCCGAAUACAAAGAUGGUGAAUACUGGAUUGAUCCAAACCAGGGAUGUGCUCGUGACUCUUUUAAGGUUUACUGUAACUUUACAGCAGGUGGAGAGACAUGCCUCUAUCCGGCCAGGGAAGUGGAGAAUGUAAAGAUGAAGUUUUGGCCAAAGGAGAAGCCUGGGUCAUGGUACAGCCAGUUUGCUAAAGGAAGCAAAUUUUCUUAUGUGGAUGCAAAUGGUGAGCCUGUGGGAGUGGUGCAGCUGGGGUUCCUGCGGUUGCUCAGCAUUCAGGCUCGUCAGAACGUCAUCUAUCACUGCCACCACUCAGUGGCCUGGGCUGAUAAAACUGCUGCCAAUAGAUAUCAGAGAGCACUGCGCUUCCUGGCUGCUAAUGAAGAAGAGCUUAGUUAUGAGAACAGUCCCUAUAUCAAGCCACUCACUGAUGGCUGUUCUUAUCGUAAAAGCUAUGGUAGGACAGUUUUGGAGAUCAACACACCUCAAAUUGAGCAGCUUCCUCUCAUGGACGUCAGGAUCACAGAUUUUGGGGAGACCAAUCAGAAGUUUGGUUUUGAAGUUGGACCUGUCUGUUUCCUGGGAUAAACUUACAGACAUGCCACAAACUAAAGGGAUACAAAAUUAGACGCAAAUGACACACAAUAACUUGGAUUCAUUCAGAGAUGCAUUUAUUUGGCGUAGAUGUAUGCCAGUUUAAAUACAUGUUAAAAGACAAUCUAAGAUGUGGACACACACACACACACACACACACCAUUGUGAAGCAGAGUGAGUAGAAAUGAAGGGAAAAGCAACUCUACACCAGCUUGAAGAUGGAAGGCGAGAUGAGAACAUAGCAGAACAAUAUGUGACAAGGCAGAUUGUCAAGAAGAGUGUUCUGGAACAAGCUGAUGGCCGAAAGUGGCAACUACUACAGUCAUGCAGCCAAACUUCUGCUUGUGCAUUUCAGAUCACCUCAUCCUGAUCUUUCCUUCUCACUAUUACCUUCCCCAGGUGUCCUCCUCUACCUCUGUGCUUCAUCCUUCACUCCCAUAAUCUCACCUAAGCCCUGUGUGAUCACUCCACUUGAAGUCAAGACAAAAGUCAUUUUAUUUUUAAGUAAAACAGAUAAACUGGUAUAUUUCCAUUUAUCCUUUCCAUACUGUAAUAAAGCCACAUGACAUUUUGUACUGUUUUUUCCCCCCUUGUUUCUAAUAUAUGCGGUGGAUAUCUGUAAAUUGAAUUGCCUUGUUGUACAUGCCUUGUAGAGUGAUUAAAGCAAGUGUUUUUACACGUUUUGUUUGCAACCCAUGGACCCAAUAUAAAUUCACCAGACAAUAACUUAUAGAAAAGAGAGUUGUGCUAGUUUGUAUAACGCAACCUAGCUUAAGAAUGGACCAUUUGUCCAUAUAUAUAUAUAUAUAUAUAUAUAUAUAUAUAUAUAUAUGUUUUAAAGUGGAAUUCUCUCUGUGUUGUGAAGAUCAAGAGCAUCCUGUCAUUGUUAUCUCAAUGUAAAAGGUUCAGCAACAAGCUCUUCAGCUAUUCACCAUCACUAAUCCUCAUUUAUCUGUCCAUGGUGAAAAUGUGAAUUAGAAACCAUUUGUAUAGAAAUAUUUUAUUGUAUUUAUUUUUUCAAAAAGGUGAUCAAGCAGACCAAACAAUUUUGCAGUACAAAAUAAAAAUGU